Cinclus cinclus is the source of this 1092-nucleotide messenger RNA. RefSeq names its product mab-21 like 3 (gene MAB21L3). The coding region runs from base 1 to 1092 and encodes 363 amino acids. The record is from RefSeq and is a predicted model, not a curated record. The transcript is spliced from 6 exons. Lineage: Eukaryota; Metazoa; Chordata; Aves; Passeriformes; Cinclidae.
AUGAAACCAUUCACAGAUGAAGAUGUAGAAAUCUACAUCCAGAGCAAGGUGGAACGGCGGCAUUACCUGGUUUCCAAAGCAGUGGAGGAGGUGCAGAAAAUCAUUCAGCAGCUGACUGCAGAAAUCAGCUACAAGGCAGUGCGAUUUCAGGCUAUCUCCAACUCUGGCAUUCACAAUGAGAACAUUAAGGUCUUAGCACCCAGCCAAUUCCUCAUCACAGUUCCUCUGCGUGGCCUGACCGGUUACAGGGAAUCCCAGGUACGUCACUGGCGCUAUUACACCGUGAAUGGAGCCAAGCUCCUCUCCUCCGUGCGGGACCCUGAGGAAUUGCAUCAGUGGCUGGAGGUGGAACAGUUCUCAAAAAGCCUUCAGCAGUGGCAUGAAGAGGAUGUGAACAUCGAAGGUGAUCUGGUUCCAGCGAAAGUCCUUGUUGUCUUCCGGGAGCUGGUGGAGAAGUCGAUCGUCUCCUGUAACCUUUCCAGUAAAGUGACAGUGCUGGAGAGUUUCAGCUCAGUGAUCCGGUUGGCUGUGGAGACGUCAGAAUCCCAGGUAGAGGUGGAGCUGGUCCCUACUGUGGAGAUUCCAACUUGCUGGCCCGAGAAAGCUCGGUGGCCUCGUUGCCUUAAGCGCUGGCCUUCUAAGGAAAAAGUGCAAUGCAUCAAGUCGCUGGGUUUUGACCUCCUGGCCCGCUCUAAUUAUCACUGGCAGCUGUGCUUCUCCCGUGCUGAGCACAUCCUCAUGGAGGGACUUGAUGAAGAUGGUGGCUGUCGCAUGAAGUGCUUCAGGGUCAUGAGGCAGAUGAAGGAAGACGUCUGGUGUGCUGGAAAUAAGCCUGUCAUCACAGCUUAUCACCUUCAGACAGUGCUAUUCUGGACGUGUGAAAAAUACCCACGCACCAAGGAUUGGCGCUGCUUCCCUGAAGCCUUUCUGAGGCUGGUACAGAAGCUGCACAAGUGUGUAAGCCAGCACUUCCUCAAGCAUUACUUUCUCAAGAACACCAAUCUGCUCAAAUAUGCCAACACCAGUGACCUGGACCUAGUGGCCAGCAAGCUCACAGUCUUCUUGGAGAAACCUGUUUUCUGCCUGGACUAA